This is a messenger RNA of Paramuricea clavata, 864 nucleotides long. The record is from the annotation of a GenBank genome assembly. Lineage: Eukaryota; Metazoa; Cnidaria; Anthozoa; Malacalcyonacea; Plexauridae.
AUGACCGUUAGAAGCUUACGAGCGUCUCCUUAUGCGAGGACAAUCAACAAAUACUGUCUCUAUUUUCUCGCAGCAGACUUGGUUUUAAUUUGUGUCGUCGUUUAUUUCUGGUAUUCGCUCUGCAAUGGGAGCUUCUGUACGACAAUGCCACGGAAACCGAGGACAAAUAUACUCGCUUUUGGUGACUCUAUUACUAAAGGCUUCGUAAAACACGAGCCUGUGGAGACUUACUAUCCUUAUUCAGAAAGUCUGAUGAAAACUUUAAAUCGUGUGCACUCCAAAGAUGUGAUUUUUGUCGUCGAAAAUCACGGAUUGAAUGGGGAUCGGGCUAUUGGCACUGCUCAAGCGAGGCUUAGAGCUGCCUUGAGGGAAAAACAGUACGAAUGGGUAAUAAUAGUGAUGGGAACUAAUGAUUUAAGUCGUUAUUUUAAGUCUGAUAAUUUUAAGAAAUUGUAUGAGAAUGACUCGGUAUUUUUGGACAAGUUGUUCGACAAUAUUAAGAAAUUGUGCGAAAUGGCACUACGCACGAACGCCAUCGUAAUACUGGGUACGAUCACCGCACGGCAAUGCGAAGAGCAAACGCAGAUUUGUGAUUCCUUAAUGGCUAACCGUGAAGCUCUGAAUGCCAAGAUUCGAAACUUUGUUAUGGACACAAAGGAACUGCUGAUACUAGCAGACUUUGAUAAGGAAUUACAGUACAAAACAAUGAGUGAAAAAAAGCGCAAACAAUAUUGGCAAGAUGAUGUUCAUUUCACCGAAACGGGCUACGAAGCAAUGGCAAAGUUGGUCUACAAGAAGAUGCUACCGUAUUUGCCUGAAAUGAUGCAGCAACCACAUGAGUCAAAGAACUUCACAAACGUUUAA